Macroventuria anomochaeta is the source of this 1287-nucleotide messenger RNA. RefSeq names its product NAD(P)-binding protein. Gene Ontology annotation, molecular function: oxidoreductase activity. Bases 133 to 915 code for a protein of 260 amino acids. Lineage: Eukaryota; Fungi; Ascomycota; Dothideomycetes; Pleosporales; Didymellaceae. The transcript has 2 exons. The record is from RefSeq and is a predicted model, not a curated record.
GGUAUCUCCAAAUUCCGUCUAUACUUGCCACGUUGUUGACGUGAUUGCUAUAUAUCAAGGAAGAAGAUUACAGCUGCUAAUUCCAAGAUUCCUCACACAGUAGUUUCCCAUACAUCUUACAAAUCGCACACCAUGUCUACUGCUUCGAACGCUACACUUCCUCUUCAAGGCAAAGUCACCAUAGUAACCGGGGCCUCUCGAGGUAUUGGAGCUGGCUUGGCGACAGAGCUGGCACGUAGGGGUGCGAAUGUCGCACUCGUAUACACUUCACCCAAGAGCGAGGAGAAGGCCAAGAAGAUCGCCUCAGAUAUUGCAGCCUUGAACAAUGGCAGCAAAGCGCACAUCGUCCAAGCAGACCUGAAGCAGAUCGAAGCGCCUGAGAAGAUCGUUGCAUCGACCAGGGAAGCAUUUGGAGACAAGAUCGAUAUCCUGGUGAACAACGCAGGCGUACUCUGGGCCAACCCUAUCGAGGAGACAACUGCAGAGGACUACGCUGGCAUUUUUGACGUCAACGUUCGCGCUCCACUGCUCCUGAUCAAAGCUGUAGUCCCCCAUCUCCGAAAGCCCGGCAGGAUCAUCAACAUGUCAUCAGUCGGAGCGCGCAUUGGCCCACCAAAGAUGUCGCUCUACGCCGCAUCCAAAGCAGCCAUCGAGGGUAUGACAAAAAGCUUAGCCCAGGAGCUCGGAGUCGCAGGGCACACUGUCAACGCCGUUGCCCCUGGACCCGUCGAGUCAGAGAUGUUAGAUGACGUGCCUAAGGACAUCAUCGACGUACAACUGAAGACUACGGCCGUAGAACACCGGGUCGGUACUGCUGAUGACAUUGCGCGGAUUGUGUGCUGGCUGGCGAGUGAGGACUCAAAAUGGGUCUCGGGACAGACAAUCUCCGCUUCAGGCGGGUUUCUGAUGCUGUAAAGGUACUUGACUGCUUUCGCUGUUUCUGAUGGAUGUUUGUAUCAGCGAUUUCUUGGGAGGCGUUUGAGUUCCAAGACUUCAGGUGUUUGGAACGGGAAUAGAAGUCGCGCUGAGUAGAAGCCGAACUACUGGUCUGAAAUUCAGUAUGGUAUGAUACGACAGACGAUUGUAUGUACGACUGGACUUCGUUCCGUUAAACGGUGAAUGCAAUACGAAUCUGAGAGUCGUCGUCAGCGGGUUCCUGAGAGUCAAGACGUUCUUGAAGGAGCAGGCCUUCGCUGUCUCGGAGUUCGGAGGAUAUCGGGGAUCUAGACAUCUGGCGGUUACAGCUGUCACUUUCAAGCCUCACCGAUGAGCUCCCGCACAAUUUCU